AUGACUAUACCUGGCACUAUUAAGAGUGACAUAUACAAGUCAGGCAUUAGGGAACUGGCACUGCUGUGUGUCGACUGCCACGUCACGCGUCGUGUGGCCAUCCAGAGCCAAUCAAAUCUAAGUAUUUAUUGGCGUGUUUCGACCAUGACAUAUAAGCCAAUUGCAGGUCCAACAAGGAUAGUUUGGGCAGCCGUGGGAUCCCCAGCUGACCUCUUCUGUAACAUGACCUCGCCCAUUCCUGGCGACCCAGCGUUACUAGUCCUCUGGUACAAAAAUGGCAUCCACAAGCCCAUUUACAGCUACGACGCGAGGAACCGUCCGGCAAGCCACUGGGAGAAUCCCUCACACUUCAAGGACCGCGCAGUCUUCAACGUCGAGACAGACACGCUGAUGCUCAAGCAGGCGCAGGCAGAGGACCAAGGAACCUACAGGUGUCGCGUCGAUUUCCGCACCAACCCGACCCUCACCUUCACCACCAAUCUCACUGUUAUAGUUCCGCCAAGGAGGCUCACCGUCUAUACAGACAUGAACGUCGAGGCGAGGAGGUCCGUCGGCCCCUACCUGGAGGGGGAGACCUUGAGACUCACCUGCAAGGCCUUCGGAGGAUCGCCGCCCCCGAGAGUCACCUGGUGGGAAGGGGCAUUGCUCUUGGACAUGACGCCCGAAGUGGAGACUCUUGACGAAGUAUCUAACACGCUGGUCGUCCCGUCCCUCUCGCGGCGGGACCUGAAUCGGGCCCUGACUUGCCACGCCCAGAACUCCAACCUGACAGAGCCCCUGACCACGACGCUCACCCUCGACAUGAACUUUCCUCCCCUGUGGGCCCGCUUCGAGAGAACAUUCGAGGCUCUGAGUGCCAACGUAGCUUACUCGAUUGUGUGUGAAAGUGCCGGCUCUCGUCCUCCUCCCCUCAUCACCUGGCGCCUCCAUGACACUAUACUCACCACACACACCGAGACGACAAGCCACGAGGGAAACUUGACAACCAGCGAGUUAAAAUGGACACCCACAGUAGGGGAUGUGGGGAAGGUUUUGUCGUGUCAGGCCGAGAGUGAGAAGAUCGCUUAUCCUCCUCUGAUUGUGGAGUGGCACCUCGAUAUCUACUAUACGCCCAUCACGAUCCUGAAGCCGGGGAAAUCACUCAAUCUAAGCAACAUUGAAGAAGGAGAUGACGUGUAUUUCGAGUGCUCCAUCCAGGCCAAUCCUUGGGUUUACAAGAUCAUUUGGUUGCAUGAGCUCCGAGAGCUGCACCACAACGUGUCUGCGGGCGUGAUCAUCAGCAACCAGAGUCUCGUCCUGCAGAGGGUGACGCGAGCGGCCACGGGCAACUACUACUGCGUCGCCUCCAACGUUGAGGGUGACGGGAAGUCGAACCCCAUCCUUCUGCGUGUUAAGUAUUCCCCCGUCUGUCGUAAUGAACAAAUGACGUACCACGGCGCCGCAAGGUAUGAACAGGUGAACAUUCCUUGCGAGUUGGAUGCGUUUCCGGAACCUCACUCUUUUCGAUGGACGUUCAACAACAGCGGUGAAAGCGUUGAGAUUCCGCAGACAAAGAUACACAGAUUAGGUUCUCGGUCGACGGUGAGCUACACACCCAACACGGAAUUGGACUAUGGCACGUUGCUCUGCUGGGGGACCAAUUCCGUGGGUUUGCAACGUCACCCUUGCGUCUUCCAUGUGUUUCCUGCGGGUCGACCCGAUCCCGUGCACAACUGCUCGGGUUUUAACCUCUCCGAAACGGUAGUGAAUGUGCGUUGUGUUGCUGGCUUUGAUGGCGGCCUCCCACAGACUUUCGUCCUCGAGCUGUACGAACCCCACACCAACAUUCUCGUGGCCAAUGCUACUAGUAUGGUGCCGAGGUUCGUGGUGGGCGGCCUGCAACAUGGGAUGACCUUCACAGCCGUCGUGUACUCAAGCAACGGCAAAGGGCGUGGUGAGAUGGUGUCCUUCAAAGUGUCCCCUCAAGGGCGUUUUCAGAGAAAGCGAACGGGGGACACGGUGGUGAGCGGCCAGGACGACGGCGGGGGGGCGUGCCAGGCCAAGACGACGGCGACGGGGGCGGUCAAGGAGUUCCCCCCGCCCCCCGCCUCCCCCAGGGACGCCGACGAGAAGAACCCGGACGUCAUCCCUCUGUCAGAUUCGGACUCGUGGAACAUGGAGGUUGUGAAUACUAUUAGCACAGCGUCGUUACCCUCUACUUACGUAACAUUACCCAGAUCGUCCCGAGGUUGUAGCCAUGACAACUACCAGCAGGCCUGUGGAAGUACGGACGUCCAGUACGCGGAACUGCUUUUAAGCGGAGCUGUUGCCACGCCGGGCCCCCACCCCCGCAACCCCCGCCACGUCGUGUACGCCACGCUGGACGCCAAGAGCCAGCGCACCCACUUCCCGCCCCAACACAGCCAGCCAGCUUACCCACGCCCAGUCUCCGCCACCAACACGCCCACCCACGUGCUCCACCACCAACACCCGCCCAGCACGCACACUAUGUGCCAACCCUUAGUGGGCGGCGGGGAGGUGCACCACCACCCCCAGCAACACCAUCCGGUUCCCGCGGCACACCCACAGGGGAGUCACUGUCCCUGGACGACGGCCACGGCGACGCUGCCCCGACGACACUCCCUCAGGAGAGAUCCGACCCCCCGCGACGCCGAGGACAGCGUCCCGCUCAUGACCUCGCAGAAGGAGAGCUCGGUGUGAGGAAAGCAAGGGACCAGCGGCGCCUUUUCUAGAUGAGCGUUGGGCGUAUAUUCAUAGGACUUGUUUACCAUCGUACUUCCAUAUUCAGAUCUGACUCUGGUUUUCGGAUUUUGAAGUCGGAUUCAGUGACUUUCUUGAAAAUUUGUUUAAAAAAGGAGAGCGUUGAA
Penaeus monodon (black tiger shrimp) is the source of this 2867-nucleotide messenger RNA. Its product is annotated as protein turtle homolog B-like. Gene Ontology annotation, molecular function: protein binding. Lineage: Eukaryota; Metazoa; Arthropoda; Malacostraca; Decapoda; Penaeidae. The record is from RefSeq and is a predicted model, not a curated record.